Molecule: messenger RNA, 2712 nt
Organism: Suillus discolor
Lineage: Eukaryota; Fungi; Basidiomycota; Agaricomycetes; Boletales; Suillaceae
Product: WD40-repeat-containing domain protein
Exons: 3
Coding region: 71-2563 (830 amino acids)
Molecular function (GO): protein binding
Source: RefSeq, a predicted model, not a curated record
ACCACAUCGCACACGGACUCGGAGUCUUCUGCGGCCGCUACUAAAGACAGUCGAAUCUCCUUGCUAUUAUAUGCCCAUAAGGUCUAUAGACACAUCCCGAAAAGACAAAUUGACAGCCAAACCAACUUUAAUCAGCUCUUAUCAAGAAUCCCAACAUGGAAUCGUUCAAAGCACCAGCCUUCUCGACAUUCCCGCCGAGUCUCUUACUCAUAUCACUUCAUUCCUCUUUCCCCCGUCGCUCCUCGCACUCUCUAGAACAAACCGACGACUCAAUGAACACAUAAAUGAUGAUAAUACCUGGUACCGGGCCUUUAUCAACCAAUUCCUUGGAAUUGGUCCUGAGAAUGAUCUCGAGAACGAGAGGAUUCUCUUACUAAGGAAGUCAGAAGGCACUUGGAGAAAGGAGUUCAUCAUGAGGCACAACUUGAGGAGGCGCUGGGAACGUUCGCGGAAUGGGACGAUUACUCAUUCUCCCCAAGAUACUACCAUCGACGGCGCCCAUCUGAUGUCCGAGUCUGGUCUCCUCACGUGUUCGAUUCAAUACGGAGUGGUGGCUCGUUCGCUUCCGCUCAGCGGCAAAGUUCUCAAGGGGUACCUUGACGCUGCCGGAACAGGAUUGGGUAUAGGAAAUCCUAAUGUUGAAUUUACACCCAACGUCUCUACCUGCCGUCUCACUUCUGAUGGCGGCACUGCCAGGGCCUUCUGGGGCAAGCGUAACGGGGAAGUGGCAGUCACUACGGCUGCUCGGGUCAUGGAUCCUAGGGGUGCAUCUUCGAAGCUGGUUAGAUGCAAAGUUGAAGAUCACCACGACGGCGUUGUGAACGAGAUUGCGUUGGAUCCUGUUGUUAGCCGGUUCGUUUCCGGAGGUGCUGACGGGCAAGUCAAGUUGUGGGAUACUAAGACGGUUGUGUGCUUGUGGUCUAGUGACAAGCAACUCCAAUCGCUUGUGAUUGACCCAUUCCUUAAGGUGUCUUCCGCUCUUGCAGACGGCAUCAUCGCGGGUGCUUUGCAUAGCGGAGACAUUCUUUUGUGGACAUCGUCCCGACAAGUCUAUUCGGAUGACUUUUGCAGCCCGGCAUCGUUUGCACAACAUCGCAUCGUCUCGCCCAUUCCAAAGGUACAACCGUCUCCCCAGGAUAUAUUCAUACCCAAACCUCGGCCAACUGUGCUUUGUGUUCGUCGUCACUCACAGACAACGGCAGCGCUACUCAUCGGGUACUCUGAUCACCCGUUCUUCUAUCGCAUCGUAGUUGACCUUACAUCCGGUAAAUACGAAAUCACCGCAUUUGGUGAUCCUUCAUUCGGAUACAACUCCAUCAUCGAACCUUUCUUUGCAGCUCAGCCAGAUGAUUACAGUUUCAUCAUCACUGGCGAUCUGCAAGGUUCCGUUGGCAUUUACGAUUGGGACACUCCGCAAACAUCAUCUCCCGUAGUACCUGCUCGCAGAUUCGAGGCUCACGAAGAUGGUGCCGUGACUGCGCUUGCUUGGAGCUCGCUUGUUCUUGCCACAGGCUCUGCACGCGGCACAACGACCGUAUGGGACGCGCUCACCUUGGAGCCUCUUAGGCUCUUUUCGUCCCCAAUCCCGCGUGCUGCACCGGGUCGCGAAUUUGGAGGCGUCAGCAGGAUUGUGAUUGAACAGGAACUUUUGGUCAUUAUCGCUGACAAUCGGGUGAUGUCAUGGAAGGUGGGACAAGUACACCACCGCGAAGCUUCGCACAAAAGCAAACAGCGUGCGAAUAGGAACCCAAUUUCCAAAGGACAACAGCGAUACGAUUUGCACAGGGUCAUCAAAGAAUCCAAACGUGAACUGGAACAGGAGAAUGCUUAUGCGCGACGUACCAUGGGGCGAGAACGCGAGCAACGUUCCACUCUGAACGUGCUUGGACUGUCGGAGUCGGAGGCAAUAGAAUAUGUACUGAUGCUCUCCCGCGAGGAAGAACAGCAUCGCCGAGUUUCCCAUACCAUCGAUGAAGGCGUCUUCGAGGGUGACUUUGAAGACGAAACGUUCUUGCCAGUCGCUUCAAGUUCUUCAACAAGCCAUGGUCCUGCAUUACCGGCUUCGAACCAGUCUUUCCCAAGUUUGCUUGACGAUCACCAUUCCCGCACCUAUCCACGUGCCGCACGUCCCAUGACGAAUCAGAAAGUACAGGUGUCUCCUGUCUUCGUCCCGGAACCUAUGGAAGCCGGCGUCACCAUAAGCCCGCUCAGGAUACCUGCAUCCCUGCCAGGUUCUUCGACGAGGACAAGAUCUUUACCGGACGUGGCUCGCAGCACGUCGUCCUCUUUCGAACACUUUCCCUCGAUCAGUUCUAGCAUUUCCUCAUCGACCAGCAGCCUAGAACACAGUCGUUCGGCGUGGAGUACACCCUUACGGUCGCCGCCUUCAUCCCCACAUGUUGGCGCACCUCUCUUGCGCACGUCUUCUACAAGCACAGAAAAUCAUGAUAGGCAAUCUGAGGAAGAGCUCCGGGCUACCCCAGAUUUAGAUGAAAUGGAUGCAGAUUUGAAAUUUGCGAUUGAGUUGAGUCUUGCGGAAGCGCGUAGUCGAGGCGAGGUUUGAAAGUGGGAAGGUAAUCAAGCUGUUGUUGAUACACGAUAGAUUGGAUAGAGCACCGGAACAAUCUUUAUCAUUAGGACUAUAUAUUUUGAAUGUAGCCGUGGCACGUCUUUGAGAUGUGACUUAGCGUUCAUUCUGCACCUAGAUAAGCA